Molecule: messenger RNA, 990 nt
Organism: Truncatella angustata
Lineage: Eukaryota; Fungi; Ascomycota; Sordariomycetes; Amphisphaeriales; Sporocadaceae
Exons: 2
Coding region: 337-681 (114 amino acids)
Source: RefSeq, a predicted model, not a curated record
AUACGGAGUAUUUCAUAGCUACUGUACAUCGACAUGGGCAUCUUCCCGAACUGCAAGGGCUUGACAGGGACCUUAGCUCUAAAAUAAUAAAUGGCUUCCACUUUCUUCAACAUACUUUCAUCAAGGCUUGCCUACCUUGCUCGGCGUUUUUCCAUUGAAGAAGCAGUGCGUUCUAUCAUCAGCCUGAUUAAGAGAAUAAUUAUUUCUCUAGCAGAAUCGAACCGCUUGCUGCCAGCGGGCAGUCUGUCCUGUAUCAACAGGUUUGAGACACACUCUACCUUGAACUACUAUUGGAACAUUUUCGUUGAACUUAGCCCAUCUUGACCGUCAGACACAAUGAGUAGUUCCGGAGGCGGGGGCUUCUACAAGUACCGAUGCAAGUACUUCUAUACUCACAACUGCCCUAACUGGGUCUAUGUCAACAACUCGCCAUGUCCAACCUGCUGCGCAGAAGGGCGGGACUCUGAGGCUGUACCGUCGGCAGUCAGAAAUUUCUCUCGAGAUGUGUGCGUGCCACAAGCUGCAAAUGGCACGAUUCAUUACACCCUGAUGGAGAUGGUCAACCUGAACGAAGCGAGCAGUGACUGGAGGCUGGUAUACAAGGCGGCACAGAAACCGAUUACGACUGUUGUGACCACCAAUGCUACUCCAAGAGCACCGAUCUUAUCGACGAGCCUUUAAAACAACUGAUAGUGACCAGGUUGGGAGGGAAUUGGAAACACGCGGGAUGGAAGAGAUCUCAAAGUGAAGGAAACAGGGUUGCACAUAACUUUAACGGUAUGAACUGGUAAGGCGAGAUUGUCGGAGAUUGAAGAGAAUACUCACGAAGAAGAUUUCUGGAUAUUAAUGUCAUCAACCGGCAGACUAAACUUCAUGUUCCUAGUAGCUGUGAUGCAUCCUUUUAAUUUUCAACUAGUUAUACUAUCGCAAAUUACCACUCAACGAUGGAUCGCGUAUUUUGCUAUGGAAGACAUGGAUAUCUGGCGCGCA